AUGGAGGUGCUGCUGCAGCUGAGUCAUCUGCUCCUGCUGCCGCUGCUCCAUCUCCCGCUGCCUCGGAAUCAGCACCAGCAGCCGCUGUACCCGCAGAGUCAGCACCAGCAAAGUCAGCUACUCCUGCAGAGGCAGCACCAGCACAACCUGAGUCUGCACCAGCUCCAGCAGCUGCUCCAUCACCAGCCGCCGCUCCUUCUGAAACUCAAGCAGCUUCUGCACCUGCGGCUGCCCCAGCUGAAUCCGCUGCACCAGCUCCAGCAGCUGCUCCAUCACCCGCUGCUGCUCCUGCCGAAUCUGCUCCCGCUGCAGCUUCACCCUCGCAAGCUGCCGCUCCAUCUGAAUCUGCAGCUCCUGCCCAGGCAGCUCCAGCCCCUGCUGCAGCACCAGUUGAGUCUGCACCUUCUCCUGCUGCAGCUCCAGCCGCUGCUCAAAGUCCUGCAGGCGCUGAAGGCGCUUCUGGUUACAGUGGUGCAUCUCCAGCUGCUGCCAAUGCUCCAGCACCCGCAGCUUCUCCAAAAGGCGGCUAUUGAAAAGAACACGUUGUUAAUUUGAAAAAUACCAAAAAAUUUAAACUGGAAUAAUUUGGCCGUUUAGGCCUCCAAAAUUGAAAACAAAAUACUUUUCAUAUAAAAAACAUUUUUUGAUUUGAGAGUUUAAAAGUCCUUUACCUGCUAAAUGAGACACCCAUAAGUAGUUAGAUACACCUUAAU
Meloidogyne enterolobii is the source of this 713-nucleotide messenger RNA. The record is from the annotation of a GenBank genome assembly. Lineage: Eukaryota; Metazoa; Nematoda; Chromadorea; Rhabditida; Meloidogynidae.